Messenger RNA from Acanthoscelides obtectus, 1181 nucleotides. Lineage: Eukaryota; Metazoa; Arthropoda; Insecta; Coleoptera; Chrysomelidae. The record is from the annotation of a GenBank genome assembly.
GGAACACGUAAACACGCCCCGUAACAGUAGUAUAAAUGUACAAAUCAAAUUUAAAAAUUUGUGCUAACUUGAGAAUUUUUUGACUGAUUUACUGUGUACGUGAUAUUUUAAAGACGGAUUAACAAAAAUGCCCACGACUUACAAAAGGAAAAAUGAAGAGACAGCUAAAUGGAGUGCCGGUUCUUUAAGAAACGCAAUUGAAUGUGUACAAAAUCGUACAAUGGGUGUAAAUGAAGCCGCCAGACAAUUUGGAAUACCUAAAACAACGCUAAAAGAUAGGAUUAAGAAGGGGGACGCAAUAAAACAACAUAGGUUAGGUCUGUCAUCAGCGUUGGGAGAAGAUGCAGAACUAAAAUUGGUGCGACACAUAAAAAAUUGCAAACAUUUGGAUUUGCACCAGAUCGGGAGUCCGUCAGAAUAUGGGCUUUUCAACUUGUAGAAAAAUUAAAACUGAAGCACACAUUUAAUAAAGAAAGAGGCAAGGCCGGUUAUGAUUGGCUUAACUCGUUUUUACGUCGAUAUCCUGAUAUAUCGAUUAGAAAAGCCGAAGGAAUUUCUAUUAACAGAGCGACUGAAAUGAACCGUCUGUUUGUGAAACACUAUUUUACCCUUUUAGAAAAUGUUCUCACUGUUCCCAAAACUAACGCAAAAGCAGUGGUCAAAACACGAGGUAGGCAGCUUGCAACUAUUUUAAACAGUUCACAACGAAUUGAGAUUCAGAAGGAUAAAAAGAAAACAAAGAAAAAAACAAAUGCCCAAUUCAGAAAAAAAACUGUGGUUAAACAGAAAAAAAACAUUAGAAGAUUCAGAUUCGGUGAGCGAAAGUCCAGUAUUGCAGGAAAGUGAUACAUCAGCAGAUGAAUGGGACGAAAACGAAUACGUAGGAUGUGGGGAAAAUUAUUUUAAAACCACUAAGAAUGACGAAUGGCUCAAAUGUGUGAACUGUAGUCGUUGGUUUCAUAAUGGAUGCUCAAAAAUCGAGAAUAUUUGCGAUAUAUGCGGAAAAUUUAACAAGAGAAGUCGAAAAAAUUAAAUGUAUUUAUACGAUUUAAUUCUACCCUUAUUAUUAUACUGUUCAAACAUGUUUUAUUAUUCUAUGUUUUCUUAUUUUUCGAAGUCGAUCUCACCCGUAGUUGGUGGUCGGUCUAACCCGGACAUCCGGGUGAGAUCGACCAGUUACA